Molecule: messenger RNA, 1293 nt
Organism: Dichotomopilus funicola
Lineage: Eukaryota; Fungi; Ascomycota; Sordariomycetes; Sordariales; Chaetomiaceae
Exons: 1
Coding region: 1-1293 (430 amino acids)
Biological process (GO): transcription elongation by RNA polymerase II
Cellular component (GO): nucleus; elongin complex
Source: RefSeq, a predicted model, not a curated record
AUGGUCAACUACGACUCCCUCAUUCCGCCUCCCCAGGCUCAUCUCGAGAGUACCGGGUCCCGUAAGGGUCCCCGUUUUCUCUCAGAGAUGUGUCUUGAUGUGGCUAUCAAAAACGUCGACCUCAUCACGGAGCUGGGCAUUUUGCCCGAAUCCUACGUUCAGCCAAUCCUCAAGGCUGUGAAGACUGCGACCCAGUUACACCAGUUGGAGGCCAACAGCACCGAAAUCUGGGAUCUCACCCCCCAACACUGGAAACGCCUCAUCAAAAGGGACUUUCCGAUCCUGUCUUCUCGCCACAAUUUCGAGCCACAGAACCCCAAGUCGUGGCACAAGGUCUACGACAAAUACAAGAAGCUCGAAGAGGAGAACAUCGCCGCCGCUACCGCAAAGCUCAUCCAAGGGUUUGCGGCAAAAACAGAGCAGAAGCAGUCCCGUUCUGCCCAGCUCAUCUCAGCCCACGAAGGCAUCAAACUCCAACCUCACCACCGAGCGAAGCCCGGCUGGAGCCUGCCGCGCGGAAAGUCGACAUUCAUGUCAAAGACCAAGGCCCAGCUACAGCUGGAAGCUUCGCGCUUUCGCCUUGGCACACCGACUGGAAAGCUUCCUGUCCCUGCCGGCCAAAUCAAACAGGCUCCUAGGUCCAUGGUUGAGCAAGCUCGGAUCCGACAGCAGCCGGAUCUCAAGAUUCGCCCUCCUACCUCCAAAGCCGCCCCGGCCUCCAACAAGUCGACCCAGGAGCGGCAGGAGCGUGAGUCACGCUUGCUUCGCAUCAAGGACGCGAAUCGAGCCAAGCAACAAACCGCCACCAACAUUCUCAGCUUUAGCGACGAUGAGGACGAAGAUCCCGUGGCCGUCAAGUCUCCCGGCGGCCUCGGUGACAAGGACGACGUCGACGAUGCCAACUUGGUCGAGGACGAUGACGAUGACGAUGAUCUUUUUGGUGAUCGCAAGUUCGCCAGACUCGCACGGAUCGCUGCGUCUUCGCCCGCCGAAAAGGCACCCGCUCUACUGCCGUCCCCGGCAAUUCGACCAUCGGCUAAGCGCCCCCGGGCCGUGGAGGACUCGGACGAAACGAACGCCGCGAAGCGUCGCCGCAGCGUGGAAGAAGCAACUGCAUCCUCUUCCGCGGCGUCCAAUGCGGCUCUCCGAAACCAUCCUCGGCCUUCCACACUGGCUCUCCGACACCCUCCUCGACCUUCCAACCCGGCCGUCCGGCCCCGCCAAAGGGGCAUCGGUCUGUCGGCCGCACCGGGCGCCAACAAGGGCCGCCCGCCACCGCCGCGCCGGUCCUGA